This is a messenger RNA of Aegilops tauschii subsp. strangulata, 1556 nucleotides long. RefSeq names its product ATP synthase subunit gamma, chloroplastic. Gene Ontology annotation, cellular component: chloroplast thylakoid membrane. NCBI's taxonomy places the organism in Eukaryota, Viridiplantae, Streptophyta, Magnoliopsida, Poales, Poaceae. The record is from RefSeq and is a predicted model, not a curated record. Gene Ontology annotation, biological process: proton motive force-driven ATP synthesis. Gene Ontology annotation, molecular function: proton-transporting ATP synthase activity, rotational mechanism.
GUUGCUGUAGUUUUAAGAGUUUUAUUUAUUUGGCAAGGCAAAAAAAUAGUAUGAAUUGAGAAAUGGAAGCAGGCAAGGGGCAGAGGGUAGGCGGCCAGGGCGCGCCACAUGAUCCGCGGCAAUCUCGCAGUGACUAGCCCUCCACCACUCAGCCCGGCUUGAAAACCCCACCUGCUCACUUCUCCACCCAAACCCAAUCCAAAAUCUUUCCCUCCCUCCCAUCCUUUCUUCCCCUCCGCCUCCGCCUCCUCGGCCGCCGGUGACGCGCCAGGCGCUAGCCAGCCAUGUCGUGCUCCCACCUCUCCACCGCGUGGUCCUCCUCCGCGCUUGCCAGCACCUCCACCCGCCGCCGCGCCUCCACCGGCAGCAGCAGCAGCCUGGUGGUGCGGUGCUCCCUCCGGGACCUCCGCAACCGCAUCGACUCUGUCCGUAACACGCAGAAGAUCACGGAGGCGAUGAAGCUGGUGGCCGCCGCCAAGGUCCGUCGCGCGCAGGAGGCCGUGGUCUCCUCCCGCCCCUUCUCGGAGGCUCUGGUGGAGGUGCUCUACAACAUGAACCAGGAGAUCCAGUCGGAGGACAUCGACCUGCCCCUCACCCGCCAGCGCGCCGUCAAGCGCGUCGCGAUCGUCGUCCUCACCGGCGAGCGUGGCCUCUGCGGCGCCUUCAACAACAACGUGCUCAAGAAGGCCGAGGCCCGCAUGGAGGACCUCAGGCAGCUGGGCGUCGACUACACCGUCAUCAGCGUCGGCAAGAAGGGCAACGCCUACUUCCAGCGCCGCGACUACAUCCCCACCGAGCGCUUCCUCGAGCUCGCCGGGAUCCCCACCGUCAAGGACUCGCAGGCCAUUUGCGACCUCAUCUACUCCCUCUUUGUCGCCGAGGAGGUCGACAAGGUGGAGCUCGUCUACUCCAAGUUCGUCAACCUCGUCCGCUCCGACCCCAUCAUCCAGACGCUGCUGCCCAUGUCCCCUAAGGGCGAGAUCUGCGAUGUCAACGGCAUCUGUGUCGACGCCACCGAGGACGAGCUCUUCAAGCUCACCACCAAGGAAGGCAAGCUCACCGUGGAGCGCGAGAAGAUCAAGAUCGAGAUGCAGCCCUUCUCCCCCGUCGUCCAGUUCGAGCAGGACCCCGUCCAGAUCCUCGACGCUCUCCUCCCGCUCUACCUCAACAGCCAGAUCCUGCGUGCCCUCCAGGAGUCGCUCGCUAGCGAGCUCGCCGCCAGGAUGAGCGCCAUGAGCAGCGCCACAGACAAUGCCAUCGACCUCCGGAAAAAUCUCUCCAUGGUCUACAACCGCCGACGCCAGGCCAAGAUCACCGGAGAGAUCCUUGAGAUCGUCGCUGGCGCCGACGCCCUGUCCGGCUGAUUCCUCCUCGCCACCUGAGCUGAGCCGCCGCUGUUAUAUAUAACUCUUUGCCUCUUUUUCUCCACUCUUCUACUUAUUAUCUUGCUUGGUCUGUGCCUGUCUGUAAUAAUUUCUCAUAUAGCACAAAAAAGGAUGUCUGUUCUAAGAUUCAGUUCGGAGAUGCCAAAUAUAUAAUCCAGAGUAAUUUAUCUA